AUGGCCAUUCCAGAUGGAUGUGGGCGAAAUACAGUCGCUGGAAGCUGCAGCUUAGCUAGAAGUCCAGUGAGCUUCUUAACAAGGGUAAAACUACAGUUUAUUGAUGUAAUGACAAAUAUAUUGGUGUAUUGCAUGCUCAACCCUGGUUUUAGUGAGUUAAACAUAUCAGAAAUAUAUCCCCGCAAUUUCAAGUCGUUUCGAGCAAAAUUCUCAAAGUUAUCAAGUAUUCAAUAUCUGCGUCUUCAAAGUGUAGCUCAGACAGCUGCAGAAGAAUGUAGCUGUUCUGACAGCUGCGGACUGUCAGAAUGUCAAUGCUGCUUGUUUGAGGAAUACUUCAGUUUGGAUGGCAAUCUGAACAAACAGAAUUAUCGCUACUGGGGCAGAGAACGGUCAGAGAUCACUGUUGUCCGAAGCCUCCAACCGAAAAAAAUUCUUGUGUGGUGUGCAAUAUCCUCGCAUGGUGUGUUUGGCCCUGUUUUCAUCGAUGGAACUCUAAGCGGGGCGAAAUACAGAAAGUUACUGGACGCGGAGUUCAUCCCUUUUCUUCAUGGUAAUGACUUGGUUCAAGGUCAAUGGUUUAUGCAAGAUGGAGCAAGACCACAUCGUACCGCGGAAGUUUUCGAGAUGCUCAAUGAGCAUUUUAGCGAUCGAAUUACUGGGUUAGAUUACUCAUCGCACUUCCAAGGUGGUAUCAAAUGGCCCCCACACUCAUCGGAUUUGAACCCCUGCGAUUACUACCUAUGGGGUAGUUUGAAGAGCAAAAUAUGGCAGAGAAGUCCUACGAACCUUUCAGAACUGAAAACUGCCAUUACAACUGCUGUCGAGACGAUUGACAGUGAGGCCCACUCACGAGUAAUGGUUGGAUUCCAGAAACGCCUAACUGCUGUCCUUGUUAAAGAUGGCGGUCACUUCAAACCUCUAUAUCAUUAA
Molecule: messenger RNA, 930 nt
Organism: Uloborus diversus
Lineage: Eukaryota; Metazoa; Arthropoda; Arachnida; Araneae; Uloboridae
Exons: 4
Coding region: 1-930 (309 amino acids)
Molecular function (GO): nucleic acid binding
Source: RefSeq, a predicted model, not a curated record